AAAUCUCAUUUUUCCCCCCGCCUUGAAUGGAAGCGGUGUAUCAUCUGUUCUGCAAUAGCUAGGGUUUCGUAAUCUGUACAAUUCCAAUCUUUUUCUCUUGUUUUUGUUUUGCGAUUUUUGGUUGCUGGAUUGAUCGCCAGAUGGCCGCUGCUGCGGUGAUCGAACCAACCUUGGCUCGCUGUGGUCUUUACCACCCCAAAUUCGGUAAGCAGAUCUUUGCGAAGGAACUGCGCAACCGGUCGAUCGUCCUCGCUUGCCUGUCACGGGAGCUCGCGGCAGCUGCGGAGCUUGGGCGAUUUCGCCGGAGGAGCCGCUCCCGUGGUCACGCUUCGUCUUACCUCUCUCGUGGAAGCAGGGGCUGGGUGUUAGGAGAGGGGUUGGAUGCAUUGGGCGCUCUCCUGAAGCAUCGGCGGAAAGGGGCGGCUUUUGGCAUCCGAGCUAGCGGUUCAGCGGAGCAGGGUGACGACUCGAACACUAGCUCCAGCGAUAGCACCGUGGAGAGCUCGCAGAGCAAUAGCCAAGGUGUCAAGAAGGUCGCUUCCCAUUCUUCCCCUUCGUCAUCUCCGUCGUCUACGCCUUCUUCUUCGUCGACGCCAUCGUCUUCAUCUUCGUCACCCCGCCGGGAGAACAAGUGGAAGAGCCGCUGGUUGAAGGGCGGAAGAUGGCAGUGGAAGCCGAUCAUCCCGGCUCAGGAGAUCAGCGCCCUUCUCGUCCAGCUGGGCAUUGUUAUGUUUGCCAUGCGAUUACUCCGACCCGGGAUUCCUCUUCCCGGUUCGGAGCCUAGGCCCCCGACUACGUACAUAAGCGUUCCCUUCAGCGACUUCUUGAGCAGGAUAAACAAUGACCAGGUUCAGAAGGUCGAGGUCGAUGGUGUACAUAUAUUGUUCCGACUGCGACAGGAACCUGCCAGCCUGGAGGUUGAUGUUGCAGGGGAGCACCGGGCACAGGAGGCAGAAGCCCUCAUCAAGAGCAUGCCCCCUUCAAAGAGAAUAGUAUACACCACCACUCGCCCAGCUGAUAUAAAGACUCCCUAUGAGAAGAUGUUGGAGAACCAGGUUGAAUUUGGCUCACCUGAUAAGCGCAGUGGGGGUUUCCUAAACUCUGCCAUGAUUGCACUUUUCUACAUUGCUUUGCUGGUGGGAGUUUUUAAUAACUUUAAACUAAACUUUUCCCAGCCUACAGCUGGCCAGUUGAGGAACAGGAAGACAUCAAAUUCAGUUAGUGCAAAAACACCUGAACAUGCUGAUGGAGUCACUUUUGCUGAUGUAGCUGGAGUUGAUGAGGCAAAGGAGGAGCUGGAAGAGAUUGUGGAAUUUCUAAGAAAUCCAGACAGGUAUAUACGCCUAGGAGCACGACCACCUCGUGGAGUCUUGUUGGUGGGUCUGCCAGGAACAGGCAAGACACUGUUGGCAAAAGCUGUUGCUGGAGAAGCAGAAGUACCCUUUAUAAGUUGUUCAGCGAGUGAGUUUGUAGAACUAUAUGUUGGUAUGGGAGCUUCUCGAGUGAGAGAUCUCUUUGCUAGGGCAAAGAAAGAAGCGCCAUCAAUCAUUUUUAUUGAUGAGAUAGAUGCUGUUGCAAAAAGCCGUGAUGGUCGAUAUCGUAUAGUGAGCAAUGAUGAACGAGAGCAAACUCUCAAUCAGCUACUUACUGAAAUGGAUGGAUUUGAUAGCAAUUCUGCUGUCAUUGUCCUUGGAGCAACAAACAGGGCAGAUGUACUGGAUCCUGCACUUCGUCGUCCUGGGAGAUUUGAUCGGGUGGUUGUGGUGGAAACUCCUGAUCGACUUGGAAGGGAGUCCAUUUUGAAGGUUCAUGUCAGCAAGAAAGAACUUCCUUUAGGGGAUGCUGUAGAUCUUAAUGAAAUUGCAUCCAUGACAACUGGCUUCACUGGAGCAGACCUAGCAAAUUUGGUGAAUGAAGCUGCCCUAUUAGCUGGAAGAGCGAAUAAAGUUGUUGUCGAAAAGAUUGAUUUUAUUCUUGCAGUUGAACGGUCAAUAGCUGGCAUAGAGAAGAAACAUGCCAAGCUGCAAGGAGGAGAAAAAGCAGUUGUUGCACGGCAUGAAGCUGGCCAUGCAGUUGUAGGGACUGCUGUUGCAAAACUUCUUCGUGGGCAACCACGUGUAGAGAAAUUAAGCAUAUUGCCAAGGUCAGGUGGUGCGUUGGGUUUCACAUAUACCCCUCCUACAAACGAGGACAGAUAUUUGAUUUUUAUUGAUGAAUUGCGAGGCCGCUUGGUCACUCUCCUUGGUGGACGUGCCGCAGAAGAAGUCGUCUACUCAGGCCGUGUGUCAACUGGAGCCCUGGAUGACAUCAGACGUGCUACGGAUAUUGCCUACAAGGCUGUAGCUGAAUAUGGGCUUAAUCAGAACAUUGGUCCAGUAUCAUUGGCAACCUUAUCAAGUGGUGGCCUUGAUGACUCUGGAAUGGGUUCCUGGGGAAGGGAUCAGGGUCAUCUUGUUGACCUUGUGCAAAAGGAGGUAAAAUCACUCCUGCAGUCAGCUCUUGAAGUUGCUCUUUCUGUGGUACGAGCCAAUCCUACCGUGGUCGAGGGUCUUGGUGCUUACCUGGAAGAAAAGGAGAAGGUGGAAGGCGAAGAGCUGCAAGCAUGGUUGAAAUUAGUCGUAGCCCCUGCAGAACUGACCCUGUUCAUGCAAGGGGAGCCUGGAAAUCUUCUCCAGUUGGAGGCAGGCUCCUGUCGCGUCAAGUGCUGUCACUUGCCGCAGCGGCGUAACCACUCCGCCGUUGCACUUUUCAUGAUAACUGCGCAACUAUCGCCUGCCUCUGUGGCAAGUGGAAGGAGCAGCCAUGUUGCUUUCAGAUUGUCAAGACCUGCUCUUCCCCUUGGAUUUGAUGCUUGUCGGAGCUUGAACAAGGAUUUGUGCUAUAAUUUCGUUGUUAGGCCUAAAGCCACCUUGACCUUUGAUCAUUCAGUUACUGAAUCUACAAAAGCCAAACAAAAGAAGCACACAGUUGAUCCUGCUGCUCCUGAUUUUCUUCCACUUCCUUCUUUUGAGCAAUGCUUUCCAAAGAGUACAAAGGAAUUCACAAACAUUGUUCAUGAGCAAUCAGGUCACAUCCUGAAAGUUCCUUUCAGACGAGUUCAUCUAUCCGGAGAUGAGCAGUACUUUGAUGCAUAUGAUACUAGUGGGCCACAAAAUGUAAAUCCGCAGUUGGGACUUCCUGAGAUAAGAAAAGAAUGGGUGGAAAGGCGGGAGCUAUUGGGUGAACCAAGAUGCACACAGAUGUACUAUGCCAAGCAGGGGAUCAUAACUGAAGAGAUGUUGUUUUGUGCUACUCGUGAGAAGCUUGAUCCAGAGUUUGUGAGAUCGGAGGUUGCACGUGGACGUGCUAUAAUUCCUUCUAACAAGAAGCACCUAGAGUUGGAGCCAAUGAUAGUUGGGAGGAACUUCCUGGUGAAAGUGAAUGCAAAUAUUGGGAACUCUGCUGUGGUGAGCAAUAUUGAGGAAGAGGUGCAUAAACUUCAAUGGGCAACAAUGUGGGGUGCUGAUACUGCCAUGGAUCUAUCGACAGGUCGUCAUAUUCAUGAGACCCGGGAGUGGAUCCUCCGGAAUUCUUCUGUUCCUGUUGGGACUGUUCCUAUCUAUCAGGCCUUGGAAAAAGUGAAUGGUAUUGCUGAAAACCUAACAUGGGAAAUUUUUAGAGAAACUCUGAUAGAGCAAGCUGAACAGGGUGUGGAUUAUUUUACAAUUCAUGCUGGUGUUUUACUUCGAUAUAUUCCUCUUACUGCUAAAAGAAUGACUGGAAUUGUCUCACGUGGAGGAUCAAUCCAUGCAAAAUGGUGCCUUACAUAUCACAAAGAGAACUUUGCUUAUGAGCAUUGGGAUGACAUAUUAGAUAUAUGCAAUCAAUAUGAUAUAUCACUAUCUAUUGGCGAUGGACUGCGACCUGGAUCAAUCUAUGAUGCCAAUGACACUGCUCAAUUUGCAGAGCUCCUGACCCAAGGGGAGCUGACUCGUCGAGCUUGGGAAAAGGAUGUGCAGGUCAUGAAUGAAGGUCCUGGUCAUAUUCCUCUCCACAAAAUUCCAGAAAAUAUGGUAAAACAGCUUGAAUGGUGUAAUGAAGCACCUUUUUAUACUCUUGGUCCAUUGACAACUGAUAUUGCUCCUGGGUAUGAUCAUAUUACAUCAGCUAUUGGUGCUGCAAAUAUUGGAGCACUUGGUACUGCACUUCUUUGUUAUGUAACACCAAAGGAACACCUUGGGUUGCCAAAUCGAGAUGAUGUGAAAGCAGGUGUCAUAGCAUAUAAGAUAGCUGCCCAUGCAGCUGAUUUAGCAAAAGGUCAUCCGCAUGCACAAGAAUGGGAUGAUGCAUUGAGCAAGGCAAGGUUUGAAUUUAGAUGGAUGGACCAGUUUGCCUUAUCUUUAGAUCCUAUGACAGCUAUGGCUUUUCAUGACGAAACCCUCCCAUCUGAAGGUGCUAAGGUGGCACAUUUCUGUUCUAUGUGUGGGCCAAAGUUUUGCUCUAUGAAAAUAACAGAGGAUGUUAGGAAGUACGCUGAGGAACAUGGAUAUGGGACAGCAGAAGAAGCUCUGCAGCAUGGAAUGGAUGCAAUGAGUGCUGAAUUCCUUUCUGCCAAAAAGACUGUUAGUGGGGAACAACAUGGUGAAGUCGGUGGGGAGAUAUACGUGCCUGAGAUUCGCUCCUCCAGCAGUGUCUGAAAGCGACGAGUAUGUAACUAGACGAGAUAAGAGGAGUUGACAAUAAGGUCCAUGAUUAUCAUGGAAAAAUCCUCUUAUUAUCGAUGUUGGGGUGCCAGUCACCAAGUCAUCCAAGCUAUUCAGCAUGGAUGACGGUCGGCUGGCUGAGAAAGUCCCUUCGAACCUGAACAGGGUAAUUCCUGCGUAGGGAGUGUGCGAUAUUUUAUUUUUCUGUUCAUGCUCAGGGAAAACGCCCACCAAACUUUCAGCCAGCUGAUCCUGCACGAACCAUCAUUCAACCACCAAGCCAUCCAUGUCUGAGAACUGAGAAGUAAGCUACAAUAUUUACUUUCGCUUACUUCAACACCGACUUUCCAUUGCGAUUGCAUGCUCAGCAAGCCGGCAACAUGUAGCAUAUUCUCACAAUGGUAAGCAUCAAUUUCCUUGGACAUUCUUAGGUUAAGCUGCAACCAAUCAGUCCUUUGUACUAACUUGGUUUUGGGGUACACAAAAUGAUCUCUUGGUUUGAAAUUUUAGUCGAUAGUUUUCGACCAUGGGUGCUUGCCCACUCUUAAUCUUCUGCUCAUGGCACACAGUUAUGGUGGGAAUGUCAAUAUCUCUAAAGCUGAAUCUGAAAACAGUAUUAGCAGUUCCAACACUGUGAGUGUUUAAAGACUUAAAGCAUUGUCCUAUUAGUAAUGCAGUUAAUCGAUAGAGAGGUCUUUCAUCGAUAA
Messenger RNA from Zingiber officinale, 5389 nucleotides. RefSeq names its product ATP-dependent zinc metalloprotease FTSH 7, chloroplastic-like. The record is from RefSeq and is a predicted model, not a curated record. The coding region runs from base 141 to 4676 and encodes 1511 amino acids. Gene Ontology annotation, cellular component: membrane. Gene Ontology annotation, molecular function: iron-sulfur cluster binding; ATP binding; ATP-dependent peptidase activity. Lineage: Eukaryota; Viridiplantae; Streptophyta; Magnoliopsida; Zingiberales; Zingiberaceae. Gene Ontology annotation, biological process: proteolysis; thiamine biosynthetic process. The transcript is spliced from 20 exons.